Molecule: messenger RNA, 6481 nt
Organism: Anoplopoma fimbria (sablefish)
Lineage: Eukaryota; Metazoa; Chordata; Actinopteri; Perciformes; Anoplopomatidae
Product: unconventional myosin-XVIIIb-like
Cellular component (GO): myosin complex
Molecular function (GO): ATP binding; protein binding; cytoskeletal motor activity
Source: RefSeq, a predicted model, not a curated record
AUGGCGCUGUCUUCACGCUUAAAACUGUGGGAGCAGAAGGGAGGUAUAAAGGAGGAGAAGACGCCGGUGGCCGUCGCCGAACCUCCUCCCCCUCUGUCGGCUCUACCGGGCGGCUUCCUCAAACAGCUGGUCAGAGACUCUGAGAAGGAAACCAAACAGAAGGAGCCGGAGGCCAAAGACGAGAGACCGCCAAACAAACUGAGCGAUAACCUGGUUCAACAGUUCCUCCUCCCGGAUCAGACUCCUCCGAUCCUCGAGGCCGAGAUGUCUCUCCGGGCCGAGCAGCUCGUCUCCAGCAGCAGAGCGUCGGACGGCCGGUCGUCUUCUCAGAGAAACAUUUACUCUCCAGAACCAGCAAACGGGCCGGAAACCAAACAGGAAACCAAACAGGAAACCAAACAGGAAACCAAACAGGAAGUAACACUGGAGCCACCGAGGCUGCAGCCGGACCUGAAGACGGAGAGGAACAAGAAGAUGAAGGAGAAGGAGAAGGAGAAGAUGGAGGAGGUGCAGCAGGUGGAGAAGAGGAACGAGGAGGAGAUGGAGAAGAGGCAGGAGCCGGAGGGGAGACAAGCAGAGACGACUGUAACCGAGAAGGAGAGGAGGGAGGUGAAGGAUGUUUGGUAUGAAGCUGGAACGGUGUGGUUCGUCCACAAGGAUGGUUUCUCCCUCGCCACUCAGCUGAAGCCGGAUGAAGGCACACCUGAACUCCCAGAAGGCCGAGUGAGAGUCCGUCUGCAGACCGACGGGUCGCUGCAUGAUGUGACGGAGUACGAGAUCGAGAAGUGUAACCCAUCAGAGCUGGACCUCUGUGAGGACCUGAGUGACCUGCAGAGCGUCAACGAGUGUGGGGUUCUGCACAACCUGACCAGUCGAGCUAAAGCCAACAUGCCGCUAACGCAGGCCGGACCCAACCUGGUGAACCUGUGGCCUCCGCUGCAGACUCACAGCAAGACUCCAAAGUCCCGUCGGGGGGAGUCGGUGUGGGAGGCUCCUCCCGCUCUGGGCGCUCUGGUUAAACGGGUGUACGUGUCCAUGGUGGGGACCCGGAGGGACCACAGUGUUUGUGCGGUGGGACGCAGCGGGACGGGAAAGACCACGGCCUGCCAGGCCUUCACCCUCGCUCUGCUCAGACAGGCCGGGACCACGGGGGCGAAGAUCAGCGUGGAUCGUGUUCAGGCCAUGUUCACCAUCCUGAGGUCUUUUGGCUGCGUGAGCUCACCGCACAGCGACGCCUCGUCUCGAUUCGCGAUGGUCUUCUCUCUGGACUUCAACCACGCUGGACUGGCUGCUGCUGGACACCUACAGACGAUGAUGUUGGACAAAUGGAAAGUGUGUCAGAAAACUCAAGGAGAGAGUAACUUCCUGGUUUUCUCUCAGAUGCUCGCAGGAGUCAGCACAGAGAUGAGGACGGAGCUUCAGCUGCAUCAGCUUCCUGAAACCAGCGCCUUUGGGAUUGUUCAUCCCACCAAGGUUGAGGAGAAGCAGCGUGCGUCCGUCGCCUUUACCAAGCUGCUGGUUGCCAUGGAAACGCUGAGCUUCUCGGCCGGCGAGCAGAAGGCGAUAUGGCAUGUUCUGGCUGGUAUUUACCAUCUGGGAGCCGCCGGGGCCUGUAAAGUGGGCAGGAGACAGUUUGUGAACUUCGACAGCUCUCAGGUGGCCAGCGGCGUCCUCGGAUGUGAGGGAGAAGAUCUGCACACCGCCGUCUUCAAACAUCACCUCCGGCAGCUGCUGCAGAGAGCCACCGGGGGCAGCAGAGAGAGGAACUCUGCAGAGGCAGAGGAGGGUCCCAGACUGACAGCUGCUCAGUGUGUUGGAGGGAUGGCUGCUGGACUCUACGAAGAACUCUUCACCUCCAUAGUGUCGCUCAUCAACAGGGCUCUGAGCGGUCCUCAGCUGACGUUGGCCUCGGUGAUGGUGGUGGACACGCCGGGCUUCAGGAACCCGAGACACUCCUCAGAGGAGCGAGCCGCCAGCUGGUCUGAACUCUGCCACAACUACCUGCAGGAGCGUCUGCUGGAGCACUACCACACACACACCUUCACACACACGCUAGAGAGAUACGCACAGGAGAAGAUCCCGGUGGAGGUGGAGAGUCCAGAGAACAGUCCAGCCGAGGUGGUGUCUGCUAUCGACCAGCCGCCUCCACAGGUCCGGGCGGCAGAUGGAGACCCCAGAGGUCUGCUGUGGGUUCUGGAUGAGGAGAUGGUGACACCAGCCUCCAGUGAGACCACGGCCCUGGAGAGAGUCUGCCAGUAUUACAGCAACACUGUGCGUCAGUGCGAGCAGCCGCUGCAGUGCGAGGUGAACCACCUGAUGGGCUGCGACCCGGUCCGCUACGACCUGACCGGAUGGAUCGGUAUGAUCCAGAACAACCCGUCUGCUCUGAACGCCAUCUGUGUGCUCCAGAACUCCACCAUAGUGGAGGUGAAGGCCAUGUUUACCCCCAAGAUAUCUCUGCCCCCUCUGUGUCGAGGUCUGGGAGGUCUGGAGGGCUGCAGCCAGCGCUCUCUGCAGAGGAACGGAACCAUCAGGAAAACCUUCAGCGGAGGGAUGGCUGCCAUACGCAGACACUCCCAAAGCAUCGCAGUGAAACUACAGGCAGACGCUCUGGUGAACCUGAUCCGCCGAGCCAGGCCGGUGUUCCUGCAGUGUGUGAGCGCAAAGACCGACGGUGGAGGCUUUGACGUCCCGGCCCUCAGAGUCCAGCUUCACUCCACACAGAUCCUGUCAGCCCUGCAGAUCCACCGAACAGGUUAUUCGGAGCACAUGACGUUGAGUGACUUCAGGUGUCAUUUCCAGGCGUUGUCGCCUCCCAUCAUGAAACGUUACGCUUCCAUGUUUGUCAGCCACGAUGAGAGAAAGGCGGUGGAGGAGUUACUGGUGGAGUUGGAUCUGGAUAGAAAGAGCAUCGUUAUUGGCUCCAGCAGGGUGUUCAUGAAGCGAGGUGUGCUGCGCUACCUGGAGCAGCAGAGGGACCAGCAGGUCACCGGCUGGUUGGUCCACCUGCAGGCCGCCGGCAUGGCACACCUGGCCCGACAGAAGUACCGAAAACUCAAGGUGCAGCAGAUGGCGGUCAGCUGUCUGCAGAGGAACCUUCAGGCUCUCUGGUUCGUCUCUAAGUGGAGCUGGUGGAAACUUUUCUGCAGAAUUCGUCCUCAGCUCGACGUCAACAUGGACAACGAACGGCUCCGGGCUAAACAGGAUGAGAUAUCGGCUCUGAGACGACGCCUGGAGAAAUCAGAGAGGGAUAGGAACGAGCUGAGGCAGACUGCAGACGGCCUGGAGACCAAGGUUACAGCAGUGACAUCUGAUCUAAGCGAUGAGCGUUUCCGUGGCGACGCGGUGGGUCAGGCUCUGGAUGUGGAGAGGGCCGAGAGGGUCCGACUCAGCCGGGAGAACAGAGACCUCCAGGCUCGUCUAGACCAGAAUAAAGUCGCCAUGGAAACCCUGGAGAAGCAGCUGGAGGAGGAGAGACAGAAAGCUCAGAUCGCUGAGAGUCAGAGAGGACCGCCAACAGAGAGCGAGCUGGCCAUGCAGCUGGAGUGCUGCCAGACGGAGGUCGAGUUCGUCCGCAGACGGCUGAAGCAGACGGAGGAAAAGCUGGAGACGGAGAGACAGAGCCGACAGCAGCUCGACGCCAAGGUGGCCACGCUGCAGGUCCAGCUGGAGCAGUCCAGGCGGAGUGCGACAGACCUGAAGCGUCACUGUCGCCGCGUGACCUCUGACCUCCAGGACGCCCGAGUCCUCACCGACAGCCUGCAGAGCCGCAUGCACGACGUGGACCGCAAGCAGAGGAGGUUUGACAGCGAGCUGACUCAGGCUCUGGAGGAGGCCGACAAUGAGAGAGAGCAGAAGGACAAAGCCUGCCAGGAGAGCACAUCACUGGGGGCCCAGAUCUACAGUCUACGACGAAACCUACAGGAGAGUCAGUCUGAGGUGGUGCGUCUGCAGCAGCAGAAGGAGGAGCUCUGUGCUCAGAUCCGUGACCUCAGUCUGCCCGUCGACCUCGCCUCUGAUUCGCUGCCCGACCUGAAGAAGCAGCUCCGCCUCCUGGAGGGUCAGAACGAUGAGAGGGCACAGGAGGUCGACUCGCUCACCGCCAAAAUAAAGCAGCAGCAACAGAUCCACAUGCGUUUUGAGAUGGAGAUGGAGAGGAUGAAGCAGAUGCACCAGAAGGAGUUGGAGGACAAAGAGGAGGAGUUAGAGGACGUUCAUAAGUCCUCUCAGAGACGGCUCAGGCAGUUGGAGAUGCAGUUGGAGCAGGAGUACGAGGAGAAACAGAUGGUGAUUCAUGAGAAGCAUGACUUGGAAGGACUCAUAGCAACACUGUGUGACCAGGUCGGUCACAGAGACUUCGACGUGGAGAAGAAGCUGAGGAGAGACCUGAAGAGGACUCACGCCCUGCUGGCCGACGCCCAGCUCCUUCUCUCCACUGUCGACAACCCGGGUCAGCACCUCCCCAACGGCAGCAGGGAGCAGAUCGAGAGGCUGCACUGCCAGCUGGAGGAGAGUGGAGAUGCAUUCAUUCAACUCUUUCUCUCUCUUUAGGCCACGCUCUCUCAGGAGCUGGAGAACUCUCAGAUCGAGCUGGAAAAUAUCUGCAAGCAGAAGAGUAUGGUGGACGAGCAGUUGUCUCUGCUGCAGCAUGAGAAGGUGGACCUUCUGAAGAGGCUGGAGGAGGACCAGGAGGACCUGAAUGAACUCAUGAAGAAGCACAAGGCUCUCAUCGCUCAGUCGUCCAGUGACAUCUCUCAGAUCAGAGAGCUGCAGGCCGAGCUGGAGGAGGCCAAGAAACAGAGACACUCUCUGCAGGAGGAGCUCCAGCAGAGCGUGUCCAGGGUGCAGUUCCUGGAGGCGUCCACCGUGGGCCGUAGCAUCGUCAGCAAGCAGGAGGCGCGCGUGUGUGACCUUGAGAACAAACUGGAGUUUCAGAGAGGACAAGUCAAGAGGUUUGAGGUGCUGGUGUUGCGUUUGAGGGACAGCGUGGUCCGUCUGGGGGAGGAGCUUGAGCAGAGCGCCCAGGCCGAGGCCCGCGAGAGGGAGAACGCCCGCUACUACCAGCAGCGUCUGCAGGACAUGAGGAUGGAGAUGGAGGAGCUGGUCCAGAGGGAGCAGGACAGCGGCCGCCAGAGGAUGGAGCUGGAGAUGCAGGUGGAGGAGCUCAACGCCGUCCGUCAGACGCUACAGGCCGACCUGGAGACGUCCAUCCGCCGCAUCGUGGACCUGCAGGCCGCCCUGGAGGAGGUGGAGUCCAGCGACGAGAGCGACUCUGAAAGCGCUCAAACUGCUGUGGAGUCCUUGACUCGAAAGAAAGAUCUUGACUCGGUGUCCAGCGUCGGCUCCAUCGGGACGGAGGACGUAGGAGAGGGGAUUCGUCAUUGGUUGGGCGUCCCCAGAGGAGGGUCCCGUGGUGGGGGAUCCCCGUACGGCAGCAGUACCAUCAGCAGCCAAGGGGGGCGCCAGAGUGUCGCCGACACCAUGAGCAACUACAGCUUCCGUUCUUGUCUGGAUCCUGAUGCGGAGGGCUCUGAGGCCGGCGGUCCCGGUACCAGAGGUCCCAGUCGAGCCCCGUCCUCCUCGGCUCUGUCCGAGCUGCUGGACGGACUUCGUAAACGUAGAGCCGGCGGCGACGCGGGCGAAGCAGCCGGUAGCGCCGUCUCUCUGCCGGUUUACCAAACCACCGCGGCCUCCACUCUCAGACGGCGAGCCUCGGCCCUCUCCAUCAGCCCCGGUGCUCCAGGACCCCGGCCCGGCCCCAGCAUCCUCAAACCGCCGUCCCCGCUGAUGCCCCGCGCCGCCAGUGCUCGCUCCAUCGGCGAGGCUCAGACAUCCGGGGUCAAACUGUCUCGCUUCAACUCGGCCGACUCCCUCUCGUCGGUUCCCUCGCUGCCUCGCCUCUCCUCCAUGGCUCCCUCCUUGUCCAUCCCUGAAGAAGACCCGGACCAACCUCUACGCUCCAGGACGACCCCGAUCCAGCGCUCCCCGCAGGCACUGAGGCGGUGCAUGCUGGGUAGUCUCGCUGCAGAGGAGGGAGGUGAAGGCUCUCUGGGUUCAGAACCGAUGGUGUUCCAAAACCGGCGCCUGAUUGACGACCGAGACGAUGCGGCCUCCGACAUCCUGCCCGCCAUCCGGAGAGCUCAGUCCGCCAGCAGCAUCGCCGGAUCGGUGAGAGGAACCCGGAGGGCGCUGAGCGUCCACUUCGGAGAGCUGCCUCCUUCGACCCGCGGCAGGAAGAGCUCCGAGUCGUCCAGCUCAGGAGGUUCUGCAGGAAGUUCCCAAGGAGGCGGGUCCAGACGAAGGUUUGAGAGGCCGCAGGGAGAGAGGCUGGAGGCGGAGGGCAGCGAGGGCGGAGACGUGGCUUCAGUCAUGAAGAGAUACCUGAAGAAGGAGACCGACUGAAGCAGAGGAGCGUCUCCGUCUCCUCCUCCAGCUGUGAGCUCCACAGACUGAAGACGAAACACUUCUCAAGUCAACAAGG